Messenger RNA from Esox lucius (northern pike), 2860 nucleotides. It is a transcript of the gene efcab14, whose product is annotated as EF-hand calcium binding domain 14. The record is from RefSeq and is a predicted model, not a curated record. Bases 609 to 1889 code for a protein of 426 amino acids. Lineage: Eukaryota; Metazoa; Chordata; Actinopteri; Esociformes; Esocidae. The transcript has 9 exons.
AUCCAACCAAUCGGGUGCUAUUUUACUGGGACGCCUUGUCAGAUGUUCACUAUCAAAACAAGAUUGUAUUAGCUAGCACGUCAGAUCAAUUUACGACUACAGGUAGACUUAAACCAUUUAGGUUGUAUGUAUACUGUCUUGGUACUAAGAUUUAGUAGGUUUAUAGAUUUCGCUGUGGUCGUUUCUUCUAUCUGUAGCUAACGUUAGCUAUUUUGAAAUCGCCAUUUUAAUUUCUGGUGGUGGGGGCGGUGGGUGUGCUUGCCGGUGUUAGGUAGCUACUACUACCUAGCUAGCCCUGUUAGCUAACCGCUGGGUUGCACAUAUUAACAAACGGUUGACCCAGUAACAUUAGAUCGCGCUUUACAAAUAGUUUGCUGUCUAACAAGCUUGGCUAGCUACAUGUUUGGGUUGUUAAUGAUAACUAGAUUUUAAGAUCCAAAGUUAGCUAGGCAGGAAAAUAACGUUAGCUACGAAGUCAGUCUGCUACUCAACUGGUUUACUGGCUAGCUGUACAGGACUUUAUUUCUUCAGCAACCAAACUGGACAAAACGUUGGAUUUGGUCGGGUUUAAGUCGGGCUCAGCGGGUUCGCUGACCCCACAGAAGAAGAUGAAGAAGAGAAAAGAACUUAAUGCAUUGAUCGGACUUGGGGACAGUAAAAGAAAGAAAACCAAAAAGGGUUCCGGCCACAGACUUCUCCGAACCGAGCCACCACCAGACUCAGAAUCGGAAUCAAGUUCGGAUGAUGACGAUGAAUUCAGCAACCUUGGUACUGUUGCUGCUUUUGGAAAAAGAAGUUACGUGCAGUGCUGCAAUGUCUGCUAUCCUUUGUUUCUAUUCAUCAUCCUGGCUGCCUGUGUUAUGGCUUGUGCCGGACUUAUAUGGAUGCAGAUUGCCCUGAAAGAAGACCUAGACUCCCUUAAAGAAAAACUGCAUACAAUGGAAUCCAGCCAGAAGGUGUCAUCGCAUGAAAUGCCCAAACUUAGUGAAGAUCUGAAGACGAAGCAGAGAAAGCUGGAGGAUAUUGAAAGUGGAGACAGGGGUCUGAACAAACUGUGGUCCAACCUUACAGAGAUGAACAGAAAGAUUAGUUUGCUGGACACUGCAGUGAACCAUCUUAAGGCCAACAUCAAAUCCGCCUCGGAUUUAAUCAACCUUCCAACUACAGUUGAAGAGCUCCAAAAGAGUGUGGCUACAAUAGGCAGCACAUUAACCAGUGUGCAGCAUGAUGUGAAAACAAUGCAGACCGCCCUUGAGGACCGGAAGAAAGAAAUGGAUGGUCUAAAGAAGACCACGAACGUCACUCAGUUCAGAGAAGUUGUGAGUGAGGUUAACAGGACCCAAGAGCUCUACCACUCCUGGGCCGAUGACCAGAUCCACAGUCUCCAGACCACUGUGUCCAACCUCACUCAGUGGGUAUCUUCCAUGGAGAAGGGUCCUCCUGAGACACCACCACACUUUGACUUUGUGGAGGUAGUUGAACCAGUGUCUGUCAGUGGAAAUGCAACAGUACCAGCAAAGAGCCCUGUAAACGAGAGUGACACCAACGCAGAUGAAAGGACGACAGCACCUUCAGAAGCUACACAUGAAACAUCCACAGGUUCCAAGCCAACAAGACGUCCACGCUUUUUGACUCCCAAGCGCUCCAAGAGAGAGUCUGGUACAGAAAGCUCAAAGACGCUGCAGUUUCCUCGAGUGAGUUCUCUGAAAGAUCUGACGGAGCUCUUUGUGCGCUCCGGGACCGACCCCGGCUCUCAAGGAAUGUCUUACCAGGUCCUAAGGAAACUAUUUGACAAAGCAACACCGGACCCCCAUUGUCUGGAACGCUACGACGUAAACGGGGACCAGAGAUUCUCACUAGAUGAACUGAAAGCGGCUGCAGGUCUGUGAGAAGAUUGGCCAUGUGAGUAGUACAGGGAGAGGUCUCCAGUGUGCUCUUUACUGAACUGAGUGUUGGAUAACAAGCUGAGUGUGGAACAACGGCACUGACAAGCCUCCCCCUGCACCAUUUACUGGUCUGACACACCUAAGCUACAGUAAGCAACAAAGAUCCGAGAUUGGAUGUUUCUUGUGGUUUGACAAAGGUUUACAAAAUAGACUUUUCAGAAAUCUCCUUUUUAGACGUACGACCGGUUAAGUUGAUGUCAAAAGAAUUAUUUAGUAGACGUUGUGACUUAACCAAAAUAUUAUGUAUGAUGUAGUGUCUACCCCAAAAACCCUCCCAGAUACAUUCAGUUCCUCUGCUUAUUUUCUGUCUCUUCAUUCCACAUUUUAAGUAUGGAGUUGUUUUCUGCUUUGUCCUUUUCUUUUUUAGCAGUUUUCAAGUCUGCAAGAUUUGAAGGGCUAUAAUGCACACCUAAGUAGUUGAAUGAAUCAGCUUAAAAUAUUAACUCCUGAAGCAUAUGUAGCAAUAAGACUAUGUUGAUGGGCUUAUAGCGGGGUGUAGUGAUAGCUUAACUUUGCAGUAUAUUAGUGUUGUGCGUGUCUUGUACAGAUAAAAAGACAGAUGUAAGCACACCUGGCUGUGACAAUGUAACAGGUAGCGAGAGAAGCACUGAUCCCUCUUAACUGGAUUCUAUUAGAACUUUUGUGUGGGCCUUUACAUGAGAAAAUGCAAAUGUACAGAUCAGAAUAUGUCAAGUCACUCAGCACUUGUAUUAUGUAAAUAUGGUAGGAUUUUUAAUAUGGUGUCCAUUAAGAUUGACUUGUUUGGGGAGGAUGGGGUGGGAACUAGGGCUGCAUUGGAUUAAGGUCUGAAGAAAAUCCUCAGCAUUGUACAUUGUAACGGAAAGGAUUUUAUUAAGUUGUGCUUUGCAUGUUGCUCAUAAUGUAACAUGAAUAAAUGUCUAAUUUAUAAAUCU